Messenger RNA from Mesorhabditis spiculigera, 492 nucleotides. Lineage: Eukaryota; Metazoa; Nematoda; Chromadorea; Rhabditida; Rhabditidae. The record is from the annotation of a GenBank genome assembly.
AUGGCUGUUGCCUGCGUGCUCGUCGUUGGCGUUGUUGGUGGAGCUGUUGGCGGUAUCUACUACAGGGCGCGUCGCAAGGAGAACCCGGACGCCAACGAAUAUGCGCCAUACGAGCCGGCACGGGACCUUUCAAGCGUGGAAAGCGCGGUGACAAGGGAGAUGAUGCCUCGCCUAGCAAAGCUCAACUUCACCACUACCAACAGGCCAAGCAGAAGAUCAUUCCCGGUGACGAGGCCCCUGGCGUCGGCAAUCGAAUCCGAAGACGAGGAGUGCGCCGACGACGAAAACAACUAUUCCGUCUACGAGUGCCCCGGAUUAGCCCCCACCGGUGAUAUUAAGGAAAUGCCAGGACUACCAUUGAAAAAUCAACGAUUUUCGUAUGCAAACUGUGACAAUGUCUUUUCCGGAUUACUCCGUAGCUCAAAUGAAUAUAAUGAGAUGCCCAUUUUCAUUCCGUCGUUUCAGAUCCACAACCCGAACUUCGGCCAACAG